This is a messenger RNA of Budorcas taxicolor (takin), 1773 nucleotides long. RefSeq names its product guanylate-binding protein 2-like. Gene Ontology annotation, biological process: defense response to protozoan; defense response to Gram-positive bacterium. The transcript is spliced from 10 exons. The coding region runs from base 1 to 1773 and encodes 590 amino acids. Lineage: Eukaryota; Metazoa; Chordata; Mammalia; Artiodactyla; Bovidae. Gene Ontology annotation, molecular function: GTP binding; GTPase activity. The record is from RefSeq and is a predicted model, not a curated record.
AUGGCCUCAGAGAUCCACAUGCCAGCCCCAAAGUGCCUCAUUGAGAACACCAAUGGGCAACUGCUGGCUAAUCCAGAAGCUUUGAAGAUCCUGUCUGCCAUCAGGCAGCCUGUUGUGGUGGUGGCUAUCGUGGGCCCCUACCGCACAGGCAAGUCCUACCUGAUGAACAAGCUGGCCGGGAAGAAAAAGGGCUUCUCUCUGGGCUCCACGGUGCAGUCUCACACGAAGGGCAUCUGGAUGUGGUGUGUGCCUCAUCCCAAGAAGCCAGACCAUACUCUGGUUCUGCUUGAUACCGAGGGCCUGGGGGAUGUGGAGAAGGGAGACAACCAGAAUGACUCCUGGAUCUUUGCCCUGGUGGUUCUCCUGAGCAGCACCUUUGUAUACAACAGCAUGGGAAUCAUCAAUCAACAGGCCAUGGACCAACUUCACUAUGUGACAGAGCUGACACGUCAAAUCAGGGCAAAAUCCUCACCUGAUAAGCAUGAGGUCCAAGACUCAGCCAACUUUGUGAGCUUUUUUCCAGACUUUGUGUGGACUCUGAGAGAUUUCUCCCUGGAGCUGAAACUAGAUGGACAACCCAUCACUGCUGACGAGUACCUGGAGUAUUCACUGAAGCUAAAGCAAGGAAAUGAUAAAAAAACUAAAAACUUUAAUGAACCUCGGUUAUGUAUCCGAAAGUUCUUCCCAGAGAAAAAGUGCUUCAUCUUUGAUCCCCCUGCUCAUAGGAGGUGCCUCAGCCACCUGGAGCACCUACAAGAGGAAGAUUUGAACCCUGAAUUCAGAGAACAAGUUGCAGACUUCUGCUUCUACAUCCUCAGCCAUUCCAAGGCCAAGACUCUCUCAGGCGGAAUCACAGUCAAUGGGCCUCGUCUACAGAGCCUGGUGCAGACCUAUGUCAAUUCCAUCAGCAGUGGGGAUCUGCCCUGCAUGGAGAGUGCAGUCCUGGCCUUGGCUGAGAUCGAGAACUUGGCUGCGGUGCAAAAGGCCAUUGCCCACUAUGACGAGCAGAUGGGCCAGAAGCUGAAGUUGCCCACGGAAACCCUCCAGGAACUGCUAGACCUGCACUCGGCCACUGAGAAAGAGGCCAUUGAAGUCUUCAUGAAGAACUCUUUCAAGGAUGUGGACCAAGUGUUUCAGAAAAAAUUAGGGGACAAGCUACAAGCAAAGCUAGAUGACUUUUGUAAACAGAACAUGAAAGCGUCCUCAGAUUACUGCAUGGCUUUAAUUCAGGACAGUUUUCAUCCUCUAUAUGAAGAUGUGAAGCAGGGAACAGUUUCUAAACCAGGAUGUUAUUAUAUAUUUAUUAAGAAGAUGAAUGAGCUGAAGGAUAAGUACCACCAGGUCCCCAGAAAGGGGGUACAGGCAGGAGAGACACUGAGGAAAUAUUUGGAUUCCAAAGAGGGUGUGGCUGAUGCACUUCUACAGACUGAUCAGUCGCUGACAGAAAAGGAAAAAGAGAUUGAAGUGGAACGCAUGAAGUCUGAAGCUGCCGAAGCUGCAAACAAAAUGUUAGAGGAAAUGCAAAAGAAGAAUGAACAGAUGAUGCAAGAAAAAGAAGCGAGUUAUCAGGAACAUGUGAAGCAACUGACUGAGAAGAUGGAAAAGGAGAGGCCCCAGUUAAUAGCAGACCACGAGAGGGUUUUAGCCCUUAAACUUCAGGAACAGGAACGACUUCUCCAGGAGGGAUUCCAAAAGGAGAGCAUGAAACUUCAUGUUGAGAUUCUAUACCUCAAGAAGAAACAGGAAGAACCACUACCAUGUAAUAUUCUCUAA